CAUCAUGAAGAGUAUCGUCCUUGCUCUGACUGUUCUCGGCUUUGCCUACGUCAGCGCCCAAAGCGAGCCAUGGUGUCGCUGCGCCCUGUUUGUCUCGACUGAACACACGGAAUGGAUGGUCUACGAGCUGCCUGAAGUGGUCAUCACCGACUGCGAGAGCCACAACCAGUGCAAGAACCGCUGCACCAAAGAGUUCAAUGAGAUGACAAACAACAUGGACCUGUGGUCAACAGUCAACGAUGCAACGGUCGGCUCCUACCUCUGCCAGAACGUGGAACACUUCAUCCACAACAAAUACGUCCACGCCUACUACGAGAUGUGCGGCGGACCCUGGGAGUACGCCGGCCUCGAUUCCCAACAGAUGCUGUGCUGUCACCAGGGACAACACGAGCACUGCGUCUCCAAGUGAAAGGCGAGGGAAUGACACUCAGGACACCGGUCUAAGGGACGUUUUAUCCGUCCGCUUUUGUGACUGAUGUAAACAAUAAACAGGCGCUGACAAA
Molecule: messenger RNA, 503 nt
Organism: Penaeus chinensis
Lineage: Eukaryota; Metazoa; Arthropoda; Malacostraca; Decapoda; Penaeidae
Exons: 4
Coding region: 5-409 (134 amino acids)
Source: RefSeq, a predicted model, not a curated record